Molecule: messenger RNA, 3159 nt
Organism: Peromyscus eremicus (cactus mouse)
Lineage: Eukaryota; Metazoa; Chordata; Mammalia; Rodentia; Cricetidae
Product: SAP domain-containing ribonucleoprotein
Exons: 17
Coding region: 221-2905 (894 amino acids)
Biological process (GO): poly(A)+ mRNA export from nucleus
Cellular component (GO): nucleus
Molecular function (GO): dopamine receptor binding
Source: RefSeq, a predicted model, not a curated record
CCUCCCACCCCCGGUGACCCCGGAAGUGGAAGUAGGCCGCCGCGGCGGGGACGGAAGGCGGAAGCGGAGCGUGAGCGGGAGGCGGAGCCGGGGGAGCUGCUCUCGUAGCUCCCCCUGGCCUCAGGCGCAGCUGCUCGAGGGGGAGGAGUUACCGCCGCUGUUCGGCAGUAGAACUUACCAUGAUGGCUGUGACCUAAAAUCCUCAGGAAGUCCCGGGGUCAUGGCCCAGAAGCACCCCGGAGAAGGAGGGUUGUGCGGAGCCCAUCACAGCUGGGGUGCCUCCCUCAGGACCUCAGGACCCUCUGUGGACCCUGAAAAACUUUCAUUCUCAGGACUCGGGGACUCCACGGAGACUGCCCCUAAUGGUACACGCUGCCUCACAGAGCACUCUGGUCCUAAGUACACACAGCCCCCAAACCCAGCCCACUGGUCGGAUCCAAGCCAUGGUCCUCCAAGGGGUCCGGGACCACCUAGGGAAGGAGGUUACCCUGACGAGAGUGACGCGUCUUCGGAAGAGUCAGGAGUGGACCAGGAACUCUCAAGAGAUAAUGAGACUGGGUACCAGGAGGAUGGGAGCCCUUCUUUUCUUUCCAUUCCAUCUGCUUGUAACUGCCAGGGAAGCCCUGGAGUCCCUGAAGGGAUUUACUCUGAGGAAGGAGAUGGCCCUUCUAGCAACUUCUGCCACCAUUGCACCUCUCCAGCCUUGGGGGAAGAUGAAGAAUUAGAAGAAGAAUAUGAUGAUGAGGAACCUCUUAAAUUUCCCAGUGAUUUCUCACGUGUGUCCAGUGGGAAGAAACCCCCAUCCCGGAGGCAGAGACACCGUUUUUUGACCAAGGAGGAUACUCGGGAUAGUGGACGCAGAGAUCCCAGGUCCCCUGGUCGUCAUCGGCUGGGCCGAAAACGAAAUCAGGCAGAUAAGCGCAGAGGCCUGGGACUGUGGGGAGUAGAGGAACUAUGUCAGCUUGGACAGGCGGGCUUCUGGUGGCUGAUUGAACUUCUGGUAUUGGUGGGAGAGUAUGUAGAAACUUGUGGCCAUCUCAUUUAUGCAUGCAGGCAGCUGAAAGGCAGUGAUCUGGACCUUUUUCGAGUUUGGGUGGGAGUCUGGGCAGGGAGAUUGGGGGGCUGGGCCCAGGUAAUGGCCCAGUUUCUAAGCCAGAGCUUUUACUGUGCAGCAGGGCUAUUCACCCGUGUUCUUAGGCUAGUGGGUGCUUUCCUACUUCUGGCUCUUGCCCUCUUUUUGGGCUGUCUACAGUUGGGCUGGCGGUUUUUGGUGGGCCUGGGUGACCGUUUAGGCUGGAGGGAUAAGACCACCUGGAUGUUCUCUUGGCUGGAUUCUCCAGCCUUGCAUCGUGGCUUGAGUCUGUUUCGAGAUAGCAGGGCAUGGCAGCAGCUGGUAAGAUUAGUUCAGUGGAACUGGCUGGAGUUGCCUUGGGUCAAGCAGAGGACUAAUAAGCAAGGUAAUGCACCUGCAGCUAGUGGGCGCUACUGCCAGCCAGAAGAGGAAGUGGCCCGCCUUUUGACCAUGGCUGGGGUUCCUGAGGAUGAACUCAACCCUUUUCAUGUGCUGGGGGUUGAAGCUACAGCAUCAGAUACUGAACUAAAGAAGGCCUAUAGGCAGCUAGCGGUGAUGGUUCAUCCUGAUAAAAAUCAUCAUCCCAGGGCUGAGGAGGCCUUCAAAGUUUUGCGGGCAGCUUGGGACAUUGUCAGCAACCCAGAGAGGCGGAAGGAGUAUGAGAUGAAACGAAUGGCAGAGAAUGAGCUGAGCCGGUCAGUGAAUGAGUUUCUGUCGAAGCUACAAGAUGACCUCAAGGAGGCAAUGAAUACUAUGAUGUGUAGCCGAUGCCAAGGAAAGCAUAGGAGGUUUGAAAUGGACCGGGAACCUAAGAGUGCCAGAUACUGUGCUGAGUGUAACAGGCUGCAUCCUGCUGAGGAGGGAGACUUUUGGGCAGAGUCGAGCAUGUUAGGUCUCAAGAUCACCUACUUUGCACUGAUGGAUGGAAAAGUCUAUGACAUCACAGAGUGGGCUGGAUGCCAGCGUGUGGGAAUCUCUCCAGAUACCCACAGAGUUCCUUACCACAUCUCAUUUGGUUCUCGGGUUCCUGGCACCAGUGGUCGGCAGAGGGCCACUCCAGAGGCCCCUCCUGCUGACCUGCAGGAUUUCUUGAGCCGGAUCUUUCAAGUACCCCCAGGGCAGAUGUCCAAUGGGAACUUCUUUGCAGCGCCUCACCCUGGCCCUGGGGCCACUUCGACCUCCAAGCCCAACAGUACAGUACCCAAGGGAGAAGCCAAACCUAAACGGCGGAAGAAACUUGCUGAACUAAAGCAAGAAUGUCUUGCUCGUGGUUUAGAGACCAAGGGAAUAAAACAAGAUCUUAUCAAUAGGCUCCAGGCAUAUCUUGAAGAACAUGCUGAAGAGGAAGCGAACGAAGAGGAUGUGCUGGGAGAUGAGACCGAGGAAGAAGAACCAAAGCCCAUAGAACUGCCUGUUAAAGAGGAAGAACCUCCUGAAAAAGCUGUUGAUGUGGCAUCAGAAAAGAAGGUGGUAAAAAUUACAUCUGGAAUACCUCAGACUGAAAGAAUGCAGAAGAGGGCUGAACGAUUCAAUGUCCCUGUAAGCUUGGAGAGCAAGAAGGCUGCGCGGGCAGCUAGGUUUGGAAUUUCUUCUGUUCCAACAAAAGGUCUGUCAUCUGACACCAAGCCUAUGGUUAACUUGGAUAAACUAAAGGAAAGAGCACAGAGAUUUGGUUUGAAUGUCUCUUCCAUUUCUAGAAAGUCUGAGGAUGAUGAGAAGCUGAAAAAAAGGAAGGAGAGAUUUGGGAUUGUGACAAAUUCAGCUGGAACUGGAACUACUGAGGAUACAGAGGCAAAGAAAAGGAAAAGAGCAGAGCGUUUUGGGAUUGCAUAAUGAAAAGUUCAUGCUUUCUGCCCCAUAGUGGUUUCCAUUUCUCAAAUUCUUCUUGGUUUUUUAUACACACACACACACACACACACACACACACACACACACACAGCCAUGUGCCUCACAGUGAGGAAGCGUGUACCUUGGUACAUCCUUGAAUUCCAGCAGCAGUUUGGUUUAACUGCUACUCUGCAUUUAAGGUUGUUAUAUUUUUGUUUUUAAUUAUUUUGCUUAUUAAUAAAAAAAGAAAGAAAAGAGAA